This is a messenger RNA of Trichosurus vulpecula (common brushtail), 989 nucleotides long. It is a transcript of the gene PHF5A, whose product is annotated as PHD finger protein 5A. The record is from RefSeq and is a predicted model, not a curated record. Gene Ontology annotation, cellular component: U12-type spliceosomal complex; precatalytic spliceosome; U2 snRNP. The transcript is spliced from 4 exons. Lineage: Eukaryota; Metazoa; Chordata; Mammalia; Diprotodontia; Phalangeridae. Gene Ontology annotation, biological process: mRNA splicing, via spliceosome. The coding region runs from base 61 to 393 and encodes 110 amino acids.
GGAGGUCAGAGGUCGAGCGGAAGCUGAGGCUGCAUCCGGCGACUGGCCUAAGGGAAGGCGAUGGCCAAACAUCACCCGGAUUUGAUCUUCUGUCGCAAGCAGGCCGGUGUCGCCAUCGGGAGGCUCUGUGAAAAAUGUGAUGGCAAGUGUGUGAUCUGUGACUCCUACGUCCGUCCCUGCACAUUGGUCCGGAUAUGUGAUGAGUGUAACUAUGGCUCAUACCAGGGCCGCUGUGUGAUCUGUGGAGGCCCUGGAGUGUCAGACGCCUAUUACUGCAAGGAGUGUACCAUCCAGGAGAAAGACCGAGAUGGUUGCCCCAAGAUUGUCAACCUGGGGAGUUCCAAGACUGACCUUUUCUACGAACGAAAGAAGUACGGCUUUAAGAAGAGGUGAUUGACCCUUCUUGCCCCACCACCAUGCUGCUGCCCCAGCUUGAGAAGACACCCUCACCGCCCUCACCUCCACAGAAAGGGGAAAACGGGACCCAAGUAUCACCAGAUUUGCCAAUGACUCCUCCCCCACUCCACUUCUGCCCCCUCUCCCCUCGCCCAAAAACGUGGCCAAGGAAAGAACAGGGUCCUGCCUCGGGGCGGUACAGGGAACAGCUGGAAAUGGGAUCUCAGCUGGACCAUUCUUCUGUAUGAGAAGCUGGGGCGCGGUCCACUGUGCACUGCCAUCUCUGCACUGAUGGAUAUGUUCUAGAAGGCUAGUGUCAUGUUAGUCCAGGCUUUGGGGAGCUGCCUGUGAAACUCCAGCAGCAGCAUCAGAGUGAGGAAUGUGGUCUCGCAGGCAGCUCCUCUAGAGUCGCCCUCCUUAGCAGCAGCAGCAUUUUAGGUGGGGUGGCAAAUGCGUCUGAGCACAGUGGCUGCUGCUGAGUCCAGGAAGGACUCUGGGAUCACAGGCAUCACAUUUUCCUUCUCUCGCCAUCGAAGGUCUUCUCUGUAGCAGUAGCCAGUGUUAAUAAAGUUGGUGCUUCUUUUCUACUUGCA